Molecule: messenger RNA, 1279 nt
Organism: Prorocentrum cordatum
Lineage: Eukaryota; Dinophyceae; Prorocentrales; Prorocentraceae
Source: the annotation of a GenBank genome assembly
GGACGUCAAGGGCCUGUCCGGCAUACUCGUUCAGCUGCGCGUGCACGGCACGGAUAGGUGCCUUUGUGUCACCAGCAAGGGCUGGGUGGCCACUGGCGACAGAAGCCUGGCGACCGUGCUGCAGCUGCAGCACGUGCUCGUGAAGGGGGAGCGCGUGCCCGAUACCUACACGCUCCGGGUCAGGGACUCCCGUUCGGAGCUGGACCAGGGCUGGCUGUCCGCCCAGCCAGUUAACCAGCUGCGCCUCGGGGGCUGGCUGAGCGUCGUGACCGACGUGCACAGGGCGUGCCCCUACAAGGUGAUCAGGGAUUCGGCGUGCCCACCUGGCACGUGCAAACUCCUGACCGCGUGGAUGGAGGCGCCGCCGGUCGGGCAGCACUACUGCACAGGAUUUUACCUGGCAGAGCAGCUGUUCUUCGGCCGAUCGUACAUCGGACACGGCCCAGACAGAGAUGCGGCCAUCUUGGAGCUAGUUGCCAUGUAGAGCGCCGGGAGCCCCGGCGUGCCGCUCGCGAGGCGGAGCUGGCUGCAGCACGACCUGCGGCUCGCAGCUCCUCCUGAGCCGAGCCCCCCCCCCUCUUGUUCUCCUCCGCCCCUCCUGCUCUCCAUCGGGGCACGGUGGCGGAUUGUCACUGUUUGCCGAAGAGGUUUCAAUGUAUGUUGGCGUUCCGACGGGUCCACCUGGCGAGGGCGCUCUGCACGUUAUUCCACAGGACUCGUACGAUGAUGCAUUCAUGGUUGCGGGAUCCAGUUGUGUCGAUGCGGACGCGGAAUCCGGAGCGAGUUUGGGCGUCAGCAGUUGUUCUGGCAGCCAAGGCACAUGUCACCUGGAAAGAUGCUCAAGGUUUUCGUAAACAAAUUCGGAGAAGGAGGUUGCGGCGUUCUAGCAUAUUCAUUCCAUAUCGGUUCAUCUACGUCCCACGUCACAACAGAUUUGCCUGCCGACGAUCUCGAGCUCAGCGAUGGUGUCUUGAUAUUGUCCCCUAGCGGAAAUCUAUUCUAUAAGCUUGCAGAGUUCGUCCGAGGGGACCAGCGACGCAAUAUCCGUAUUGACCUGGACCCAAUCCUGUUCUCCGUCAUCUGUGGGGCUGCGGCCCCAUCGCCGACGCCCCCAUGGCGCGCGGCCCCUUGCGUGCGCGCGGCAGCGGAUAUCGGCGCUCGCCGCGCCGCCUCCUCAUGGGAUCUCUACGAGGCAUCAGCAACCUCAUCCCGUGGUGGCCGUCGCGGGGAUCGGGCCGCAGAGGUUGGAGGUGGUCGAGCUUUGAUGCGGCGGAAGGGC